Messenger RNA from Adineta steineri, 1431 nucleotides. The record is from the annotation of a GenBank genome assembly. NCBI's taxonomy places the organism in Eukaryota, Metazoa, Rotifera, Eurotatoria, Adinetida, Adinetidae.
GUAUUAAUUUUCAUUGUUGUGGUUUUGUCUUAUUUUGUAAUAUAUAAUACAACAACAACAAUGAAAAUUAUUUUUAUUGAUAUGCUUGCACAUAGUAAAACGCUUGUUCUUCUUUUAGUUCCCUCCCACUCACCAUAUAUACCUACCCUCCUAUAUUUAUUUUCUUCACCAUCUAGUUAAUUAUACAGUUCUCUCGAUAUCGAUUAAUCUCUUCCUUGCAGUGUCAACCUCGGCGAGUAAUGCGCUCAACGAAGAUUCCAUUGAUGAUUAGUGUAUUUCAGUGUCUUUUUUACUUUCAUCAGGUAGAUAAGUACAUAUUUUCUAAAACAAAAAUUAGAUCUUUUUUUUUUUAAUUUGAUAAUUAAUUUUUCAAAAACAAAAACUAAUAAAUUAAAUUUAGUUAAACGUGAUACACCCUCAUCAUCGUCCAAUAUUCAUCAAACUGCAAAUGCUAGUACAAAUACAUUCUUCUAUGAAAACUCUAAUCAAUCAAUAACAAAUAAAUCAGCAUCAGUAGAAUUAACAUCAAUAUCAAAUAUAAUUAAAAUUCCAAUAACAUCAUCAUCCCUAUCAUCAUUUUCACUUCAAAGUCCAACAAAAUCUCCAUUAAUAACAAUAGGAAAUUCAAAUAAAAUAAUAAAUAAAUAUUCAUCAAAUAUUAAUCAACAAGAUUUAUCAUUGUGUAAUUUGAUUUCACGUUCAGAUAUAAAUCAAGAUCAAAGUGAAAAAAAAACAAUUAUUGAACAUCCAUUAGCAACAUCAAUAGAUUCAUCUCGUUUUUGUCGUUUUAUUUUUCCUGAUUCAACAUCAACAAUUUUUUUAGCAUGUAAUGAAACAAAUACUAUACAACAUGCUAUUAAUCGUUUAUUUGCAAAACGUGGAAUAACAUGGUAUCGAACUGAAUUAUAUCUAGCUGAUCAGCAAUCUAUUGAUCUUCAAGAACCAUUAUCAAGUUUAUGUGGAAAAGAUAUAUAUGUUGAAACUCGUAUAUUAGUUCGUAUUGAUCUACCAACGAAAAUCUUAUGCGUACGUUGUGAUCCAAAACGAACAUUAUUACAAAUCUUACAACCAAUAUUUGAUAAAUUUAAAUAUACACUUGGACAAUUUAUUUUUUAUGUUAAUGAUUCUUUAAUACCAUUGAAUUUAAAUGAUUUAGUUGGUCAUUAUGAUAAUCAAAGAAUAUUUUCUUUAUUACGAACAGCAUCAGGUGUAGGUGAUAGACAAAAAUGUCGAACAACAAAUGAUAUAUUUGAAAUGAUAUCAGAAAAUGAUGAAGAUAUUAAAUUUGAUGAAUGUGGAAUAUUAAAAGUAGUUACACAAUCAAAAGCAACAUUUAUUGUUUCAAAUGAUGCUUAUCUUAGUUCAUCUACAUCUGAAUUAUCGAUGAAUGUAUCUGAAAAUAAUAAAAUAUCUUAUGGAUCUAAACGGUGA